CAACCAUGAGGAUUAUCGUGACUCCUGUGGCUGUAGUUGUGGCGGCUCUCACUGUGGUGUUCUUCGCUGACGCUAAGACGACACCAAAACCAAAGUACCUGUACACAAAGAAGCCCAUACCUCAGGUCACGCUGCACAACCCCGUCACCACCAGCGUGCCCAAGACUCUGAAGAUACUAGCAACCCCAAGCCCUGUGCAACAACAGCCGCAGCCACAACCCCAGCCUCAGCCGACCACAGUGAAGACCGCUUAUCCAGGACAUGUCUACCCACCCUACUACAAUGAAAACACCGAGUCCCCUGGUGUCGGUCCUGAUAAUUACACAUUGGACUACAACGAGUGCUACUUCAACUUCUGUGAGUGCUGUCCACCGGAAAGAGGCCCUAGGGGCCCAAAGGGAGAAAAAGGGCUGGCAGGGUCACAUGGAGGAAUAGGCCCUGCGGGGCCAGCUGGCGUUCCUGGACCACCUGGCUUUAGUGGUCCGAUGGGCUUUAAGGGUGAAAAAGGUGAUAAAGGCGACAAAGGAAACAGCGGGCUAGCUGGCUCACCAGGACUUCCAGGGAAACCAGGACAAAAAGGUGACGCUGGCUCCAAAGGGGACAAAGGUGAAACAGGGCUGCACGGUGUCAAAGGUGAGAGAGGGGGAAAAGGAGAAUCCGGCCAGAACGGGACUGCCGGUGAGAAAGGUGAGCCUGGACCACAGGGGCCCUCUGGACCUCCAGGAACAGCGGUCGAAUUGGGUCCUAAGGGGGAGAAAGGAGAUAAAGGGGACUGUGGUGUAUAUGGGGAGAGAGGACCAAAAGGUGAGCGUGGGGAACCUGGAACUCAAGGGAUUCAAGGCGCAAUGGGAAUACCGGGACUGCACGGUAAGCAUGGCACCCCAGGUCCUGUUGGCAUUCGAGGGGAUCCGGGACACCCUGGACUCCAAGGCGAACCAGGAGUGUCAGGUCCCCAAGGACCACAGGGCAUUAGGGGGAUGCCUGGGCCAAAAGGGGACAGAGGUUUCCCUGGGAUGAGAGGUGAGCGAGGAUUUCGUGGCUUGAAGGGAGCCAAGGGAUCAGGGACUGCCCAAAAACGGUCUGCCUUCAGUGUGGGAAUCUCUCCAAGAAAAUCCUUCCCCCCUUCUGGCUUCCCUAUCCGCUUUGACAAAAUUUUCUACAAUGAAGAGAACCACUUCAACUUUACUUCCAACAGCUUCACAUGCUUCCACCCAGGGGUUUACGUCUUCUCCUUCCACAUCACGGUGCGUAGCCAGCCACUGAGAGCCACACUGGUGGUGAACGGCUCCAGGAAAGUGAGGACACGGGACUCUCUGUACGGUCAAGACAUCGACCAGGCGUCCUGUUUGGUGGUGUUACGUUUGGCGGCAGGAGAUCAGGUUUGGAUGGAGACUUUCAGAGACUGGAAUGGGGUGUACGCCAGCAGUGAGGAUGACAGCAUCUUUACUGGAUUUCUGCUCUACUCUGACAAACCCUGACACUGGUUUGCCAUACUGACAGUUCCUGUAGAACGGUUUCAAAUUCACCAUACUGGAAAAACACCAAACGCGGAUGAUGCUGAAACUAUAUGGUGCAACUUCUGAUUUUCACUGAAUUCAUUGUUUUAUCCAGCAACCCAUCAUGAAAGGAGUUAAAAACCCCUCAUGACCAAAAACCAGCCAUCAACAUUCAUUAUUAUUAUUAUUGGAAAUAAGAACCAUCAGAAGUUGAAAGAAACAAACAGGCCCCCUCUAGUGGCUGGUUUCAGGAUAGGUUAUAAGUCCCGCCCCUUGGACGGUGUCCAAAUUGAAAAAAAUGAAACUCAGACGUGCUUUUUUUAAGGGGUUGACUUCUGUUCAUUCACACAGUUCAUAUCAUUGUUACUAAUAUGUUUGGUUGUAAUUAAUUUGAUGCCAAAUUUGCCAUGACUUGAUGCAAUUUGCUGGGUUCCUUAUAUAGGAAACAUCUUUUCUGACUGGCUUAAUGAACUGACCUGAACUGGAAUGUUUAUUAUGUGAAGUGCCUUGAGAUGACUCUUGUCGUGAUUUGGCGCUUUAUAAAUAAAAUUGAAUUGAAUGAUUGGGUUUAGAUGAACUGGUGAGACAUUGAUCACAAAAGGAAAUAUAGUAGCGCCUUAAAACAAAAUCUGACAGUUUGACUUUCACACUGCAGAAAAAGAUGGAGUGUCACGUUACGAGGUUUGUAGGACCCAAAAUGCAGUACCCAGGAUGACACGAGGCAGGAGAUGAUGUAAAGUAAAAUCCUUUAUUUUUGAAGGAUGAAACGAAGAAUAAAUCCAGGGCAGGGAGCCAAAGUCCAAAAAUGUCCAAAAUCCAAAAUAAACUACAGAUCCAACUGAGACACGAGAAACACUAGAGACUAGGAACGAGAGACUGACAGAAUUACCACAAUGGACCGACACCAAACAGAGACAAGACAGGGCUUAAAUACACAGGGAGAACAAGUAAGGAAACAGGAAGCAGGUGUGUGGAGUGAGGGCUGGAGGGAAGGCAGGUGACACAAAUGAUCUAAAUGGGGGAAACAGAACCAAUGGAGGGCAGACAAACCUAAACCAAAAACUAAACCUAAGACUGAGGGAGGACUCACGCAAACACCGAGCUGGGGACAAAGAGGCUGGAGCUACAGAACGAGAAGGAAGACCUGGAGGGCUGGGGAUGAAUGAAUGAAUGAAUGACACAGGACCUGGGAGGAAUGGACUUUAAAAGGGCUACAAACAUAAGACACAUAAUUGAGACGCAGACAAAGGACACAUGAGGGCGCUAUGAGACACAAAAGGGAAUCUAGAGAGGAUGGAGAAACACCAGGAGGCACAUGAAGGAAGGGGCAGACGCAGACCAUGACAUGGAGACCCAUCAUCCAUCUUUGUGUUGAUGGAGACAAUACAGUAACAUAAGAGUCAAUGGAACUGCCAUUCUACCCAUAUGCAGUGACAUAAAAGAUUUUAAUAGUACAAUAUAAAGUGUUGAAACUCCAAAAUCCAGCGAAGGCUGAGCAGAGAUGUACGACAUAGAGAUAACUGAAACUAAAGACUGGUUGAUUUAGAAUAAGUCAAAAUGCUCCAGGUGAAAAGUCAAAAUUCAAAACUACAGAUGCAGUAGAAACACAUGACACUUAACUAAAAGCCUCAAAUUAAUUCAUCAAGGAUCCAAAACGAAAGUUUAUGAGCAUUAAAAGACAUUAAAUGACUAAAAAUGACAACAACCAACCUAAAUGGGAUCAAAACAAACUUAAAAAGAGGAGAAAUCCUUUCAUUUUCACCAUAGCUAACUACAGUGAAGAGUGCACCGAAUAAGAAAAGUCAGUAAAUUAACUUUACUAUCAAAGAUCUGGUUCAUUACCCCACAUCCGUACGAACAUCUGAACCUAUGCAGUAAACAUACACACACAUCUGUCACUCAUAACCAGAUAUUAAGGCAGUGUGCAGGAGUUUGGUCACCCAACACAACCGGCUUUGUUCCUUUAACCCUCCCACUGUCUUCAUGGGUGACACCGCCAGGAAAGAUGACCAUUGAGCAGGGUUGAUGGUUUAUGUGAAAAUGGUGAGGUGGUGCUCACUCCUCACCCCUGCCACGUGGACCCAUGGGCUAAACCAUCAACCCUACUCACUGGUCAACGUUCCUGGCGGGGUCACCCAUGAAGACAGUGGGAGGGUUAAACUUUUGACUGAAUUAUUUAUUAAUGCUUUCAGUUGUUUCAAGAGUUAAAUCCCACGAUGAGCCACUGUCAGCGGGACCCACAAUGUUCCUUUUCCUCCUCAAACGUCUUCCUUCUUCUACAAUCUCUUAGCUUCUGUGUCCAUAACCAGAAAUUAUGUAAAGAAUUGAUGCUUCUAGUCAACAAGGACUAUCUCUGUGCUCGAUUAUUAAAUGUUUUGUACAUUUGUUUAGCUCCUUUCCACACAUUUUAGGGACAUUUCAUGACGUGAUGUCCAUUUUUAAACCAUUUUCUUCUGUACAGUAGAGUUGUAACAAAAUGGGGUUAAAUGAGAAUAAAGUCCAGCAGUAAUAUUAA
Messenger RNA from Nothobranchius furzeri (turquoise killifish), 4011 nucleotides. RefSeq names its product otolin 1b (gene otol1b). Lineage: Eukaryota; Metazoa; Chordata; Actinopteri; Cyprinodontiformes; Nothobranchiidae. The record is from RefSeq and is a predicted model, not a curated record. Gene Ontology annotation, molecular function: protein binding.